ACGACCUGUAGCUGAGCGUAAUGCAAGCCUCAGCAUGCACAAUUUCUCAAGAAGUCUAAGAGUGCCGCAGGCUUUGGGCCUAAACGUUGAACAAGCAAAAGAUGCUGCAAGAAUUUCAAGUCGGAUCUCAAAUGCCAUGUCAAAGGCCCUUCUGCCAUACAUGUUUGCUGUGGGUCGAUGGCCUUUAAAAUCAUUGGAGAACGUGAGGCAUCCUUAUGGAGAAAUGUGUCUGGCCAAGGCUCGAAAAAUUUUACGGGAUGGUGCCAGCCUCCCGCUUCUCUUUCCAACGGAUGAUAUUGGGUUUCGGUACCGGCCUGAGUUUCCCAGAGCACAAAAUGCUGAAGAGUCGAUACAUCAUGGACUGGGUCUCGACCAUCUGCAAGUAGGAGGGCGUUUGCCACAUAUUUGGCUUCAAUGUCUUCAUCCCGACACGGGAGAGUCUUUAGGAAAUAUAUCAUCGACAGAUCUAGCCGAUCAAUUACAAGCUGCCUUUCUUUCUAGUGGCAUUUUUGAUUUCACGAGAUCUAGACCCUUUGCCAUACUGCUUUCGUCUUCCGCAGAAGAAAAGAUAACUCUCUCAGCAUCUCAGACCGUUUUGAAGGGAUGGAAUAUGCCUUUGAUAGGUGUGAAAAUUAUUAUGCGUCCUGAAGUCUCAUCGCAUAGCAGCACAACAACCUUUGGAGAAUUCGGACAAGAGGAUCAACAGGCACUCUUUCGACAUUUGAUCAAAAAAGGGGGCUGCCUCACAUUGAAUGAUAUUGAAGGGAACUGGGAACAGCGUAUCCACUCGCAAGCCAGCUCUAUCUUAGUAAGACCAGAUGGGCAUAUUCAGGCCCUGUUGCCAAGCGAUAAAGAUCUCGACAUUGAUUUUUGAUAGU
This is a messenger RNA of Nannochloropsis gaditana CCMP526, 878 nucleotides long. RefSeq lists its product as uncharacterized. The record is from RefSeq and is a predicted model, not a curated record. The annotation marks the transcript as partial. The transcript has a single exon.